Pseudo-nitzschia multistriata is the source of this 2204-nucleotide messenger RNA. The record is from the annotation of a GenBank genome assembly. NCBI's taxonomy places the organism in Eukaryota, Bacillariophyta, Bacillariophyceae, Bacillariales, Bacillariaceae.
ACGAAGAAAUACAUCUACUUGCCGCAACAAACGAAGGAUGAUGGUCAUGGUGUGGCGGUCACAUGCAAAUAGAACAACAAUCAAAACACAAAACAUGUGCUGUUAGUCGCAGAACCCUGUCCCGAACCACAACGUCUAGCAGUUGCUCAUUCCUUCAACAAAACAAAGUACCAAGCACUCUAGAGGUGUUAUCAGAUUUAUCAGUUGCAAAAUCAAACCUGUGAAGUUACCAUUGUCAUCGCARCAACUGCCGUUCGCCCUAAAACUCUAUUUUCCCGCUAAGAUUUACAGAUUUGCAUUACCCAUACAUUACCAAAGAAAAUUWUARUACGGAGACACUUCCGAUCGUCUGUAUAGCAAACCUGGAAAAAUUGUUCUAACAUGCAACCAGAAGCUCAGCAACGGAAUAAUUGCGAUUGCAAUCAAGGAGACGAGGAUGAAUACASUUCACUCACAAUCUGCAAACAGACGGAAUCAUCACCGACAGAAAACGACACAGAGCAAGAAACAACUAUGAUCAGUAACCAGCACCCAAAUGUUCAAUGUUUGAAUGUCGACGAACCCCAGAAGCUGAAAUUGAUUGUACGAUCGCAAUAUUGGGGUAGAGGCUUGAAGGGUAGGACAUGUCGAAAUGUACAUACGAAAUUGAAUGUCAAAGCCCCACGCGUGAUCUCAAGUCAAGCCGUUUUAUACCAUACUGACGGAUUUUGGGGUUGUUGCCCAAAUCAUGGGAAGAGAGUUCUAGAGCUACAAGAAUACCACUUCUCCGYUGUGGGUUGUGAUUGGGAUUUGUACUUGGUAGGUACGUGGGUUUCUCCCGGACAACAUAUUCACGAUUUCUUUCUUUUGCCACAACAACAAGACUCGGUCGACAUCAGACACAACGAAAUCUAUAAUCGAUGGUCAUUCGUUGGAACAUGCAAAAAAGACAACAUUCAAUCUGGUAUCGAUGGUCUCCUUCGUAAUUUAUUGGAACAGAAUAACACCCACGGUCAUCGAUACCACCAUGCCCACAUUGAUAUAAUGAUGGAUGAGGCCUWUGAUCGUGAGACUCCAAGAUCGCGAAAGUUAAACAACGAGAAGCUUCGAGCGGAGCGAAGAAAUAGCACGAACUCAACGCCGAAAGAUUGCGAACGACAGGAAUCAUCUGUUUCCUCCGAUGGUACAGCAUCUACCGAACAAGCCACAACCGAUCACGAAAGUCCACCUUCCACCACAAGCCAAACCAGUAACAAGAACAACCAACAUGGUAUGAAGWCUAUUGGAGCUCCGCCUAUUCCUCGUGUAAUCAAUAAUGAUUCUACAAUGGUUUCGGGAUCAUAUCCRCUUCAAGCGCCACAUUCACUGCCAACCCCUGAAGCCACUUAUCGAGAUGCAGGGUGGACGGCAGAACCUACAUACUGGAACCAUGAACGUGGUACCGUUUCCUCACUUUAUGAGAUGCAUAAUGGUAGAUCGGCAACUGUUGCGACAGACUGCAACRMCCAACAUGUAUAUUGGCAAUCUGGCAAAAACAUGGCAUUUUCCGGAGGACUGCCGCCCCAUCCGUACCCCUGCUGGCAAACCUUUCCUGCGCCAGUACCUCRUCCACCGUAUCCUGUACCAGAUSUACACCACAUAUACAAUCAUCAGAAUCACCAGACUACUUUCGUUUAUCCAGGAAUGCACCACAUGUAUCACCAACACCAACCCAUGGGAGGUGAAAUGCAUCAAUAUUUCGAAUCGAUGCAUCUACAUCCACACUAUCCUCAUACCACAUCGCCCUCAUUGCAUUCGAAUAACGGUGUGGAAGCCGUUGUCGCCAACGAUUUUAAUCAAUAUCCCGRUACACAAGUAGACGCUACAAGUGAGGUUGCCAACCAAAAUCUCCCACUUCCUGCUAACAAAGGUUCGGCGUUGCCCGUCUCUUCUUCGCCUUCGGCAAGCGACGCUGCGGAGACUGUACCGCCCGAUGGUGAUUCUGUAAAUGGUGAGCCAGUUGACGAUAAAUCUACUGCCAAAGUCUCUGAGUGUAACACUGCCGAAGCUCGACAACAGUGAUCGAUACUUGAGAAGCACAAAUUCGAGGACCGAAUGAACCCAAGUAGGUUACUGUGCAUUGUCGCAUAUGGAUUCCACCUGAUGACCAAAUCAAUUUACAACGACGGAUGAGUCUCGAAGUGAAAGGUACCCUAAAAAUAGAAAAAUAAUACAUGUUUCCGCAA